This is a messenger RNA of Cuscuta campestris, 1508 nucleotides long. The record is from the annotation of a GenBank genome assembly. Lineage: Eukaryota; Viridiplantae; Streptophyta; Magnoliopsida; Solanales; Convolvulaceae.
AAUGAAAUAGGAAAUUAAAAAUGUAUUUUAAAACAAAGGGAAUGGAAAAUAGAAAUAUUUGCCCCACCAAAACACACCCUAUAUGUAUCUAUUUAACCACGGCCCAUGGAAGCCCUUCAUCCUUAGGCCGCCACCACUUCUCCCCGGCCGGCCAUUUUUUCUCAAUAUCUAAAUAAAAAUAGCAAUAAUAAUAAUAAUAAUAAUAAUAAUAAUAAUAAUAAUAAUAUAAUGGCCGUUUCUACUAUUGCAGCAAGGCUUUCCCUCUCCCUGAGCUUCGUCGCUCUUUCCCUCGCCGGCUACUCCGUUUACCAGAACACAUACUCCGCCGUGAACGGUGGUCAGCUCAACAACGUCGUCAUCCCCACAUGGCUGUCUGAAACCUUCGAGUCAGCCGGCAUUUUGGAGACUCUCGGAUUUUCCGCCCAUCUUUCCGACCAAGCCUGCGUUUUCUCCGCCGUGAAAGAAGUCGUCGAAGACGCCAUUAAGAAAGAGACCCGCAUGGGCGCUUCUCUCAUCCGCCUCUUCUUCCACGACUGCUUCGUCGACGGUUGCGAUGGAGGGAUCCUUUUGAACGCCACUAACGGAGAGCAAAGUGCGCCGGCCAAUGCAAACUCCGUUAGGGGGUUUGAAGUGAUCGAGAGAGCUAAGAGAAACGCCAAAACCAAAUGCUCCAACACCCCCGUGUCUUGCGCUGACAUUCUUGCCAUUGCUGCUCGUGACUCCGUUGUCAAACUGGGAGGUGAGAGCUACACGGUGAACUUGGGAACAAGAAGAGACGCGAGAAGGUUCAACCUCACCGGAGCAAACAACCAGCUUCCGGCGCCGUUCGACGACCUGGCGACACAAACCCGGAAGUUCGCCGCCAAAGGUUUCAGCCAGACGGAGAUGGUGGCGUUGGCCGGAGCACACACGGUGGGGUUCGCCAAUUGCGCCGUCCUCUGCACCAGCGGCAACACGAACGCCGCAAGGGCGUCGACGCUGCAGUGCAACUGCCCGGCGGCCGGGGGGAGCACGGGCCUGGUCGGGCUGGACCCCACGCCAGCAGUAAUGGACAAACGCUAUUUCCAGGACGUGGCCAGGGGACAAGGCCUCCUCUUCUCGGACCAGGUGUUGAUGAACGGGACGACGACCGGCGCCGCCGUGCGGCGGUACAGGGACGCCACCGGCGCCUUCCUCUCUGACUUCGCCGCCGCCAUGGUCAAGAUGGGCAACCUCCGUCCCUCCGCCGGCGUCCCGCUCGAAAUCAGGGACGUUUGUAGCAUUGUCAAUCCCACUUCCGUUGCAGCCAUGUGAAAAAAAAGAAAAAGAAUACGGAUUAUGUAUUUCUUUUCUCUCUUUUUUUUCCACUUCAAUUCCCGCAAUAAAGAAUUUUGUGAUUUAUAAAUCUUGCAGCGUCCCAGUAUUAGUUACUCCCAGAGAGUAAUGGAUAGGGAAAAAUUCCCCAAAUAAAUUAUUCAUAAAGAAUUCAUUCUCUACAUAACCUUUUAAAAUAAAUUUAUUGUUAUGGU